UGGGAUGGGUAAGUAGGUAGGUAAGCUUUGCUCGGCGCUCAGACAGGUGAGUGCCGAAGCGUGCAGACUGCGUCCUCUGAAGUCGCUCUCUCCACAUUUUCGGUGGAAAUUCAUUCAUCUAUCUCUCGCUUUUUUUUCUGCUCGUUGAUUAUUAUUUUUUUCUUCUUCUUACAAAAAUUUGUGUCGCCAACAGUCCGGCCUGCGAUGGCGCCUGCCUAUUUAUUUUGACUCUUCCCUCUGCCUCGCACCUGCCUCUUCCUCCCAUCUCGCGUGUGCCCCUUGCGCCCAAGGCCGCCGCUGCUGCUGGUGGGGGGCGGGGGGUGCGACCACUUCUCUCGUAGCACAUCCCCCGCCCCAGCGCCCCCCACACCCCACCCCGACUCAAACGCCGGGGACUCUCCAACGCCCCCGAUCCUCCGCGGCGGAUCGGAUUCAAUGUAAGGGGACCGAGAAGAGGCCCCCCUCCCUCCUCACCCCGCCACCUCCAACCUCCCCGUCGUGCCUGCGUGUGGACACGCAACGCAGUUGCACGUGGCCGCAGCUCUCGGCGGAGGCGGAACAGGCGCCACCCGCCGGCUGCCGUCGUCUUGCGCCAUGGGGGAGCAGCCCGUAUUCUCGUCCGAGGCGCAGGUGUUCCAGAUCGACCCAACGACGCAGCGCUCCUGGCUGCCCGUGAGCCAGCAGGUGGUCCGGGUCUCCUUCUACCACGAUGCCGUGCGCAACAUCCACCGCAUCAUCAGCAUCGAUGGCACCAAGGUCAUCAUCAACAGCACUAUACUGCCAAGCAUGAAGUUCACCAAGACAUCGCAGAAGUUUGGCCAGUGGGCUGACAGCAAGGCCAACACGGUGUUCGGGCUGGGCUUCAACUCGGAGAAGCUGCUCAUGGAGUUUUCCCAGAAGUUCGAGGAGAUGAAGGAGGCUUCUGCGGGCAAACAGCAGCCGACGCAGGACGGGGUGAAUGGCGCUGCCACGGGGUCCGGCACGGGGCCGUCCUCCACCACGGACACUGGCAAGCUCCCACCGAGACCUCUGGGCCCGCUGGAGAGGCUCAACAAGCUGAACGAGAGGCCGCGCCCUCCGGUGUCGGAGAAGCCAACCGAGGCGGCGGUGCUGCGCCGGGAUGGGCCCCCGCAGAACAGCAAAGGGGUCCGCCCCCUCUCGAUGGGCCCUGUGGCUGGCAUGCAGGCCCCUGUGGCUGGCAUGCAGGCCCCUGUGGCUGGCAUGCAGGCCCCUGUGGCUGGCAUGCAGGCCCCUGUGGCUGGCAUGCAGGCCCCUGUGGCUGGCAUGCAGGCCCCGGGCCGCACGGAAACAUGGGCAGCGGAGAUGGCAGCGUGCCGGCACGAGUGCGAGCAACUUCAGCACAAGGUGGCGGAGCUGGAGGGCCGGAAGGCCGAGGCUGACGCGCUGGCGGUGCGGAACGCGGAGCUGAGCGGGCGCGUGGCCGCACUGGAGGCUCGCCUCGCGGAGCGGGAGCAGGAGCUGGGGACGCUGAAGAUGAUGUCAGAGGAUUCUAAUCAGGUGCACAGACAGAAAGAGGAUGUCAUGCAAAAGCUAAAGGCUGCCGAGGAACGCGCCCAUCAGAUGGAGAGCCAGCUGCGCGAGCUGGAGCGGCGCCUGGCAGACGGGCGCGCUCGCGACGCCACGCGCAGGGCCCAGCUGCAAGCGUCGCUGCGCUCGCUCGACGGGAAGAUCUCCGAGCUGGCCGACCUGCGCAACUCGCUCGCACAGCUAGCCGUGUGAAACGCCGCCGCCGCCUCCGCAGCUUUCGUGACGAUGAACUCGCGUGUUUGUGUGUUUGACAACGGAUGUAGGCGCGGCGUCGAGAUACGGUCAUUUAAGUGCGCUACUCGGCGCCGCGGUAGCGCGACGAUGACGGCCUCGCGCUUGCUCAUCCAGAAUGGUUGGCGGCCAGCUGACACACCUCACCACUUUCUUCGUGGUGUUCGAGACGAGCCCGAAGCCAGAAUUCUUUGCUUCUGUAUUAUCCGUGGGCACACUUGAUCGUUUAUAUAUAUACACACAAAGUUAUUAAUAUAAUAAUGAUUAACAAUAACACACCCGGCCAUCUUGCAUCUAGAGAAAGCAGCACCAGCAACACUUGAUAGUGUCACCUAGACGAUGUAAACUUUGCUCAUUCAUUCAAUGCUCGGUUGAUUAUAAUAAAAAUAAUAUAUUGGAAAAACAAUAGCAAAUUCAUGAAUGAACAGGUGUUGGUUAAAGGUAUGCACUCAAUACCCAUGUGGUUAAAAUGCCACCUAGUUCCCGAACUCUAAAGACUUUCGCCUUUCAAGUCGCCUCACUCCCAUGUCUGAUUUUCCAUGACAUAUGAACCCUGGGGAAAGAAAAACAUAGGUUGCAUUUGCGGCGUUUUUGCAGGAAUGUGCAGCUAUUGCAACAGGAGAUAAAUUAGGGUCAUGCACUUCGUCGUAUCCCUGUAUGUGUUUGUGUUGGCGUGCGAGCACGUGUGUGUGUUUUAUUUAAAUUAUGUAAUUAUGUAAUGUCCAGAUGUCAGCUAACUACCAUUGUAUCAAUUAAUUGUCAGCCUUAUAAUUUUGAAUGUGUAUGUGAAUAAAUUAAAAUGUUCA
Messenger RNA from Lethenteron reissneri (Far Eastern brook lamprey), 2585 nucleotides. Its product is annotated as homer protein homolog 1-like. Gene Ontology annotation, molecular function: G protein-coupled glutamate receptor binding. Lineage: Eukaryota; Metazoa; Chordata; Hyperoartia; Petromyzontiformes; Petromyzontidae. Gene Ontology annotation, biological process: G protein-coupled glutamate receptor signaling pathway. The record is from RefSeq and is a predicted model, not a curated record.